This is a messenger RNA of Austrofundulus limnaeus, 2807 nucleotides long. It is a transcript of the gene lars2, whose product is annotated as leucyl-tRNA synthetase 2, mitochondrial. Gene Ontology annotation, cellular component: mitochondrion. Gene Ontology annotation, biological process: mitochondrial translation; leucyl-tRNA aminoacylation. Lineage: Eukaryota; Metazoa; Chordata; Actinopteri; Cyprinodontiformes; Rivulidae. The record is from RefSeq and is a predicted model, not a curated record. Gene Ontology annotation, molecular function: leucine-tRNA ligase activity; ATP binding; aminoacyl-tRNA deacylase activity.
GAAAUCCAAGAUGGCGGCGCCCUUGGUGAAGUUGUGAUUGAGAGAAACAGGUCGUUUAUUUUGUUUUUUAACAGCAGAACGGGGUGUUUUUCACAUUAAUAAUAAGUUUUAUGGUUGUGUGAGGACGGCGCGGAAACAGAGGACCUGAAAAUAAGACAGAUUCCAACAGGAAGAAGUUUUAUGUCCUCUCCAUGUUCCCGUAYCCGUCGGGGCGACUGCACAUGGGUCACGUGCGAGUUUACACCAUCAGCGACGUCAUCGGUCACUUCCAGAGAAUGAGAGGCUGUAAGGUGAUGAAUCCUAUGGGCUGGGACGCUUUUGGACUUCCUGCUGAGAACGCAGCCAUUGAAAGAGGAUUGAACCCAGAGGAGUGGACCAAAAGCAACAUUCAGUUUAUGAGGGAGCAGCUGGACAGCCUUGGGUUGUGCUUCAACUGGGACCGGGAAGUCACCACUUGUCUCCCAGACUACUACAAAUGGACCCAGUAUUUGUUUGUCAAGCUUUUUGAAGCAGGACUGGCAUAUCAGAAAGAGGCUUUUGUGAACUGGGACCCCGUUGAUCAGACGGUGCUGGCAGAUGAGCAGGUGGACGAAAACGGUCGAUCCUGGAGAUCCGGAGUUCUGGUGGAGCGGAAGCUGCUCACGCAGUGGUUCAUCAAGACUACAAACUACGCUAAGCCUCUCUUGGAUGCACUGGAGGAACUCCCGGAGUGGUACGGGGUCAAAAGCAUGCAGGCGAACUGGCUCGGAGAGUGCACYGGCUGCUACUUCGAUUUCAAGCUCAAGGUCAGUGGCGAGGAGACGGGGGAGACCCUGCCAGCCUACAGCUCCUCCCCUGAGACGGUGUUCGGGGCGGCUUACCUGGCCAUCCUGCCCUCGCACAGACUGCUGCACGGGAGCAGCUCGGUCCGCUCUGUGCUGCAGAAAGCCUUACAGCCUGGCAGAGCAGACUGCCUCACGGAGGUCACAGCUCAGAACGUGUUGACUGGCCUCGAGGUUCCUGUGAUCAUCUCUCACAAAGAGGCAUUCGAUGGCAAUCUGGACACUGUUAUUGGCGUUCCAGACUGCAGUGAGGAAGAUCUGUCCGUGGCCAAAGCUCUGAAUCUGAGUUGGACUCCGGUGCUGAAAACCAACGAUGACGGGACACAAACUGUGAUCAAUUCUAAAGAGUUUUCAGACCUCACCAGGGAGCAGGCCUUUCACUCCAUUACCCAGAAGGCCAGAUCUCAACGGGUCGGAGGCCACCUUACCAGCUCCAAGCUCAAGGACUGGUUGAUAUCUCGACAGCGGUACUGGGGCACGCCCAUCCCUGUGGUGCACUGUGGCUCUUGUGGAGCUGUUGCAGUCCCUGAGGAGGAGUUACCCGUCACUCUGCCGAAGGCACCGUCUCUCACAGGGAAAGGGGCGUCGCCUCUAGAAACUGAGCACGACUGGGUCAACUGCAAAUGUCCCAGAUGUAAAGGCCCAGCGAGGCGGGAAACUGACACCAUGGACACAUUUGUGGACUCAGCCUGGUAUUAUUUGAGAUACACCGACCCUCACAACCCAAACAGGCCCUUUGAGCGCCACCUGGCUGAUCACUGGCUGCCCGUGGACGUGUACAUCGGUGGGAAGGAGCACGCCAUCAUGCACUUGUAUUACGCCCGUUUCCUCUGCCAUUUCUGCAGGGACCAAGGCCUUGUGGCUCACAGGGAACCUUUCCGGCAACUCCUGAUCCAGGGUCAGAUCAAAGGUCAGACUUUUAAACUGGCAGACAGCGGGCAUUACCUGAGGAGAGAGGAGAUAGACUUCACAGGUGAGGAGCCGGUGGCGCGGAGCGGCGGUCGUGUCGAGGUGACGUGGGAGAAGAUGAGCAAGUCGAAGCACAAUGGCCUGGACCCUCAGGAGGUGGUGCAGCAGUACGGCCUGGACACGGUUCGACUCUACAUCCUCUUCAGCGCGUCGCCUGAGCAAGAGAUCCUCUGGAACAUCAAGACCGACACUCUUCCUGGCGUUCUGCGAUGGCAGUCCCGGCUGUGGACGCUGGUGUCCAAGCUGAGAGAAGCGAGGACACUYGGGGACGUCCCCCAGCCCUCCCAGCUGACGAAGAAAGAGCUUGAAGAAGCCAGGAAGAUCUGGGAGACGAAGAACUAUACAAUCAAACAGGUGACCCAUCUCUUCACUGACAACUUUGUUUUCAACGCAGCCAUUUCUCAACUGAUGAGUCUCUCCAACACGCUGAACACUGCCACAGUGAGAAUGCUGCAACACAGUGUGGAGUUUGAGGAAGCUCUGGCCGUCCUGGUGAUGAUGGCAGCACCCAUGGCUCCUCACUUAGCCUCUGAACUUUGGACAGGUCUUUGUGCGGUGAAGAACCCCCUCAGCCCCCUCCUCCUGCAAGGAGGAGACGUCUUGCAGCAGCCCUGGCCAGCUGUGGAUGCCCAGUUUCUGGAGCCUGAGUUUGUGGAGCUGUCUGUGCUGAUCAACAACAAGCCGUGCGGGAAAGUGACGAUCCCCGUGCGUGUGUCCAAAGACUCCAGCCUGGUCCAGCAGCUGGUUCUGGACAGUCCCAUCGGACAGAAGCUGCUGAKCGAGCGCAACAUCAAGCGAGCCAUCCUCUCCCCCAGGACUGCCCUCAUGAACUUCCUCGUCGAUGAGUGACGUUUGGGCGGUUCCUUUUUUAAAAAAAUGCACACUCAGCACAAAUGAUGUGGACGUUUUAACAUCAUAACGGAGAGUGAAUAUCGGGUUGUCAUGAUCCAGAAUAAUUGUCUCUAAAGAUGUUUUAUUUAAACAUUUCUUUUUUUUAAUAAAAGAUACAACAAGAAA